ACAUAUUUUCAUUGCAGGUCCUCCUUCAAAUGAAGCCCUGGACAUCCACCUAUUUUUCCUUCAGCUUGAGUAAUCCUGCCUCUCUAGGGUGAAUUUCCAUCUACACCUACGAUUGUAGCUUCUCAUUUGUCCUUUUUCCUUUUGGGGAUAGAGAUCUUAAACUUUGACUCAAUUUAUUGAUCUGUAUUCUGAUCAAUUUUCAGAAAAUACAUAGCAUUACAUUUAGCCUUUCUGAAUUAAGAUCUGGUUACGUAUCCUUUUGUGAAAUGGUGGCAAAUUUUUGUAUGUUCAGCAUUAAAACCCUGCAAUUAUCAAAUUAUGAUAACCAGGCAUGGCGUUUUCGUCACCGAGGAUAUAAUUAUGAGCAUUGCCAAGCAUUAUGAAACUGGAGAAAGUCUUCCCGAAGACGUAUGCUUAAGCAUUAUUCCAGCAAGGACAUUUAGGGGAGGUUCACAGCUACUUUGUCAGCUGCGCUAUGCUGGCGUUGAUUUGGAGCUUCACUCAAAUUAUGUACCAGGUGGACCAGAGUCUAUAUAUGAUAUUGAUCAAAGAGUAGGGAAAAAGACACACAUAAUCCCACUACUUCCAGAGGACAGAUGUCUUUGUAGUUUUGAUCACAUCAUCUCUGAUAAAUAUGCAGCAGGAGAUUACAGUUAUCAGUGGGCCGAGGUGUUAGCUUAUGAUGUCUUUGCGGCAUUUGAGGAGGCUGGGUUGGACAAUGACCAAACUCUUAGAGAAAUUGGCACCAGAUUUCGAGAAACGGUCCUCGCUCUUGGAGGAGGAAAAUUGCCCAACGAGGUUUUCCUAGAGUUUCGUGGACGUGAACCUUUGCCUGAUUCAUUUCUUCGCUACAAUGGCUUACUGCCCGCCAUUAUUGCAGCUUGAGCUGAGUAGAAAUAGCCAAUUUCUGGUUACAGAGUAGUGGCAAGGUGGAGCAUUUUGUUGUGUUCUAAUGCACUAUAAACAGUAACUUUAAUAAGUUUCAUAUAGGGCUUAUAAUUUACUCAUAAAGCAGCCGAAUACUAUAUAACUUUGCUUUAACUUGAGCUAUGUAUAAAGAGCGAUUGCUGUAAUUCACCUUUUCUACUUAAGAUGCAAUGGGAAAAACUCACGGUCAAUUU
Messenger RNA from Olea europaea var. sylvestris, 1121 nucleotides. RefSeq names its product organellar oligopeptidase A, chloroplastic/mitochondrial-like. The record is from RefSeq and is a predicted model, not a curated record. The transcript has 7 exons. Gene Ontology annotation, molecular function: metalloendopeptidase activity. The coding region runs from base 319 to 885 and encodes 188 amino acids. NCBI's taxonomy places the organism in Eukaryota, Viridiplantae, Streptophyta, Magnoliopsida, Lamiales, Oleaceae. Gene Ontology annotation, biological process: peptide metabolic process; proteolysis.